This is a messenger RNA of Durusdinium trenchii, 960 nucleotides long. Lineage: Eukaryota; Dinophyceae; Suessiales; Symbiodiniaceae. The record is from the annotation of a GenBank genome assembly.
AUGCGGCGCCUCUACCGGGAACAACUGAAGACGGUCCAGCUGCCCCUGCCCCGCGCGGAGACCUCGGGUUCCAACGAACAGAUGAUCAGGAUCCUUCAAUGGAACCUGAACUGCCUUUGUGGCAUUGAUGGGCAGCACCCUCAGAGUGCCUCCGAGAUCUUGAAGUUGGUGGAACAGAGCACUGCUGAUAUUCUUCUCUUCCAAGAGGCCCCUGCCGGCCCAGCACAGACCUGGUGGUAUGAGCCUUGGCGAAGCAGCUUUCCCUUCCGCGAGAUGCGACGCUUAGAGGAUCAGCUGAGAAAGAUGGGGUACACCACACAGCUUCGCAGCGAAUGCUUCAGCCAGACCUUGCUGUGCUCCAUAUUCCGGGUUAGGGAGAUGCAGCACCUCUCACUGGACAUCGAGCACUCCUUUCGUUACCAGAUGGACGAGGAGCGAAACGCCCUCCACGCUGUGCUGCACUUCGGUGCCAAGGAGGACCAGAGCGACGACCACAUCAUCAGCGUGUACGCUACCCAUUUUCACCAUGAGAACUUCACGCUGGAUGCCCAGGGGGUCCGCCGCAGCGAAGCUUCGGUGUUGCUGAAGCACGCGGAACAUGCCAAGGGACCCGUGCUUGUGGCUUCUGACUUCAAUCAGGCUCGACGUCAAGACUACGAUGAAGAAGAGUGGAAGGUCGUAGCUGCUGGUUUGGCCUCCGUGAAGCAGCCGGAGGACGACGGGGUACACCAGCUUUUCACCGAGCACAACUUCCGCUGUGCCUACGACGUGGCGCGCCAGCGCAACUGGCCCAUCAGCAAGGCACCGCCUUUUACCCACUGGACCGGCACCACCGUAGAUUAUCCCUACGUACGCUCCAGCGCCAAGCGGAGGCUUCGGAGGAAUGGCGAAGGAUCCUUUGGGUGGGCGCAGGCAGGCGGCCGCAGGCCAUCAAAACCAAAGCAGGCAGGACAUGUAUAA